AUGAGAAGCGUUGGGAUUUUCCAGAUUCUUGCAAGCGAUUUUCAUGAUGACGCCAGCAUUGACUGCUCUAUUUCUUACUCUGACGACUGGAGCAGAUUAUUUUCUGGAAAGAUGGUGGAAGAGCACGAUUAUUAUGUUUUAUGGACAAGGAUAAUGCUCCAGAUAGUAUUCAAGGUUGCAAAGCGAAUUCCACCGCCAGAUUUUGCUUCAAUCGAAAGCUUUAAUGAUGAAAUUCUGUGCGCUUUCAUAAGCUCCGCAGAUAACCAUUUAAUGGCUUCGCUACGAUCAGAGUACUACGGGAGUGUAUCUGCCUUGUUGUGGCCGUACCUGAAAAUUCUGAAAAUUCUCGAUCGAAUCGAGGUUUCAGAGAAAGAGUUAUCCAAAGGCCAGCAAGAUAUCCUCCAUUUCAUCUACCACUGGGAGAGAUAUACUCUCUACAACAUUACCGCUUUUGACUGUGUUGGUGCAGUUAAUGGUCAUGUGUACAGAACAUUUCGGGGUACAAGCAGUAGUCUGGUAAUUAUGGGCAACCCUGUGAAUACACUUCACAUUCUACUGCAGCUCUUAGAUAAAGAUAUGAACUAUCUUUACCAAUAUACAGUCGAUAAAUUGUCCAGAUUUCGGCUAGCUAGUCAAAUUCUAAACCAGGAUCUCGAAUUUCUGCGUAUGCCCUGGUCACAAAUUAGCCCAACCUUUCAGUUGCAUCUAGCUACGACAUUGGUGGUUUAG
Messenger RNA from Bipolaris victoriae FI3, 729 nucleotides. RefSeq lists its product as hypothetical. The record is from RefSeq and is a predicted model, not a curated record. NCBI's taxonomy places the organism in Eukaryota, Fungi, Ascomycota, Dothideomycetes, Pleosporales, Pleosporaceae. The coding region runs from base 1 to 729 and encodes 242 amino acids. The transcript is spliced from 4 exons.